This is a messenger RNA of Hansenula anomala, 963 nucleotides long. RefSeq lists its product as uncharacterized. The coding region runs from base 1 to 963 and encodes 320 amino acids. The record is from RefSeq and is a predicted model, not a curated record. Lineage: Eukaryota; Fungi; Ascomycota; Saccharomycetes; Phaffomycetales; Wickerhamomycetaceae. The transcript has a single exon.
AUGAACUUUGAACAAUCAUACCUUGAUGAUUUCAUGAACAAUGACUAUAUCAAUAUAGAUCUUGAUAAAUUCAGCAUCCCUUUAACAGGGAGUGAAGAUUUACUAAGUCAAUCAGAUUUCAACAAUGAGCUAUAUCAAAUCAUAUCAAAUAAUAGUUCAAUAUCAACACCUUCAUCUUCAGGCUCAUUUUCAAGUGCAACUAGUUCCAACUACAAUUCAUUAACAAGAACUAGUACCACAACACCAGCUCCUACUCAUACACUCGGAUUUAGUGAAGCUGAAAAUAAUAUAUAUUCAACUAAACUUGAAGAAUCUUUAAUUGAUUUGAAUUCAAUGAUAAAAGAUUCAGGAUCUACUUUAAACUAUUUGGACUACUCAACAUAUUCAUCACCUUUAGAAACAAACUCAAUAGCUGCAUCACCAGCAAAUUUACUAGAGUUCAAAUUCCAAACUCAACAACUUUCAGCUUCAAGACCUCAAACACCUGCAAAUAUUGCAAUGAAAGUUAACAAUACACCACAAACACCAGCAUUAACUCAUCAAGAUGCAUCUAUCCAAAGUCGUAAUUCAUCAAUUUCUUCACAAUCAUCCUCAUCACAAACUCAUUCAUCUUCAUCUUCAAAGAAAAAUCUUGAUUCAAGAUUAUCAUUACAAAAAUUGGGUGAAUUGUUGAAUACAUCAUCAAUUGAAGAAACUAUGAAGAUUGAAAAAUUCAUACUAGAUAUCUUUGGAAAAGAAUUAGGAUUCCCAUUAGGUUAUAAAACUUGGAUAAGAGAUACCAAUGAAGAAUAUAGAAAAUAUCUAAUCAAUGAAUUACAUACAAGAGCCUCAAAAGUUUAUCCAAAAUUAACUAAAAGUUUAUUAGAAACUGUUAUUAAAAGGGCAACUUAUUCAAUGAUGCAAGGAAGAUUAAGAAAAGAAAGAAGAGCAGCUUUAAAAGCUAAAAGAUCAGUUAAAAACUAG